AUGAACAAGGAGCUCUUCCAACCCCGUGGCCUUUUCUGUUUAGUGAUGACCUGGAACUCUGAGUUGGCGGAUCAGCCUUCAACUACACUAGACAUGACUUCGAUGGUCUUCAAAUCCUCCGAUGCGGGCUCAGACAUGCUAAGCCGCCUGCGUCACAAAUUCAAGUCAUCGGAUGGCAAGACCUAUGGCAAUAUCUUCCCCGAAGUUGCGCCAUUGAUCUUCCCAGGUCUCGACGAGCUGGCUUCAGACCAGGAUGCAGCGAAGAAGAUCUCGAAGACCAAGAAAAAGAUGGAAUUCGUGAACGGGUACUUCGACAAACGAGCACAAGCUCAAUUCCCAAAAACCCCGAAAGCCAUUUGGCACAAGGCCCAAAGCCUACUUUCAGCUCACGCUAUGCAGACCCCGAGCACCCUGCUAGUAGUGGUGAUUUGCUUGCCUUGGUGA
Molecule: messenger RNA, 444 nt
Organism: Penicillium olsonii
Lineage: Eukaryota; Fungi; Ascomycota; Eurotiomycetes; Eurotiales; Aspergillaceae
Source: the annotation of a GenBank genome assembly